AGAGGUUAAGGACCUGACGCCGCCAUGAAGAUAUUUGCUGUUGCUUUGGUACUUCUGCUGGUUAAAGGAUUACAGGGUGCCGCCAUUCCCGUAGAAGAGUCCAAGCCCAACAAAUCCACAAGCUGGCAGCAGCCUCUUUGGGACCUGUUCAAAAUAGGACAUGAGGUUGCCAGUGCUGCUGUCGAAAUAUUAUCCCAGUCUGAAUUGGCCAAAACAGCUGUAGGAAAGCUAUCAAACAGUACAGAACAUUUUGAUACCCUACUUGAAACAUCAAUAAAGGAGCUGUACAACUUGUCAAAGGAGCUCGAGUGGAAAGGAAUCCCUAUCACUCAACAUAUUAUGGAGCAGGGUAAGCUGCUCCAAGACAAGCUGUAUGCUGCUGGUUCUCAGGUCCAGGAGGUCAUUGGCAAUGAAACAUACAACACGAUCCAUGAGAAAUUAGAGUCGAUCCACAACGACAUUCAACAAUACCGCCAAAACCUGAGCCUCAUAACGAGCCAAUUGAAUCAGACACUUGAGGGUGAUGAAUGGCACAGAAGAGUCACCCUUUACACGCGUGAAAAGUUCAGUGUCCGCAUUGCAGAGAUGAAGCAAUACCUUUCACCCUUCAUUCAUGAAACCAAGGAGAGACUGAAGGCAUUUGACGACCUUGUUGCAAAAUGGAAAGAGGCACCAACUGAUAAUGCUUAAUGAUUCUGAUGAGGUUAAUUAGGAACAGCAAAUACAAAUUAAACAUUAAACCAAUCAUAAUAUGUAAGACAUAUUAUCCAGCCCCAUUCCAUAUAGAUAUUUACAAUUUAUAUAAGCACAUUUUAGUGUGGUAGCAAAUAUUGGCAUGUACUAAAGUAUAUUUAAACCAAUAUUUCCCGAUGUACAUUCUUGACAACUCUUCUGGGAAAUUCCUCACAGUGAUUGCUAAAUUCAUGUUGUCAUUGCUCAGUGAUCCACUUGUCCAGUCUUGGUAUUUAGCCCAUUGGAGGGAGACACAGUGCCAGGGUUGUACGAAACAAACCCUGAUAACAUCUUCUGGAGGGUACAGCUGUUGUUUAAUAACAAGUUACUCCUUUGCAGUCUUUACAAAAUGACUUGAAUUUUAAUUUUUUGAAUAAUUUGUUUUGUCUUAAUAACCUUGUGCCUUAUUGACUAAGAAUUUAACUUUUAAAAAUAUAUAAAGGGAUCAUUUCACACAAAUAACAUCCAUGUGUGGAUAGAUUAAACUGAUUUUUUUUUAUUGUUUU
Messenger RNA from Hypanus sabinus (Atlantic stingray), 1238 nucleotides. RefSeq lists its product as uncharacterized. The record is from RefSeq and is a predicted model, not a curated record. Lineage: Eukaryota; Metazoa; Chordata; Chondrichthyes; Myliobatiformes; Dasyatidae. Bases 25 to 690 code for a protein of 221 amino acids. The transcript has 3 exons.